Molecule: messenger RNA, 586 nt
Organism: Staurois parvus
Lineage: Eukaryota; Metazoa; Chordata; Amphibia; Anura; Ranidae
Source: the annotation of a GenBank genome assembly
GGUAUGGCAGUAGCCAGGGCGCUGUUAUGGGGUAUGGGGGUGAUCAGGAUGCUGCUAUUAGGCAUGGCGGUGAUCAGGAUGCUGAUUUAGGGUAUGACAGUGAUCAGAGAGCUGAUAAGGGGGGUAUGGUGGUGAUCAGGAUGCUGGUAUGGGGUAUGGUGCUGAUUAGGAUGCUGGUAUGGGGUAUGGCGGUGGUCAGGAUGCUGGUAUAGGGUACGAGAGUGAUCAGAAUGCUGAUAUGGGGUAUGGUGCUGAUCAGGACGCUGUUAUGGGGUAUGGUGGUGAUAAGGACGCUGUUAUGGGGUAUGGUGGUGAUUAGGACGCUGGUAUGGUGUAUGGUGGUGAUCAGGACGCUGUUUUAGGGUAUGUGGUGAUCAGGACGCUGUUAUGGGGGGGUAUGGUGGUGAUCAGGACGCUGGUAUGGUGUAUGGUGGUGAUCAGGAUGCUGGUAUGGGGUAUAGUGGUGAUCAGGACGCUGGUAUGGGGUAUGGUGGUGAUUAGGACGCUGGUAUGGUGUAUGGUGUCGAUCAGGAUGCUAGUAUGGGGUAUGGUGGUGAUCAGGAUGCUGGUAUGGGGUAUGGUGGUG